Corticium candelabrum is the source of this 679-nucleotide messenger RNA. RefSeq lists its product as uncharacterized. Lineage: Eukaryota; Metazoa; Porifera; Homoscleromorpha; Homosclerophorida; Plakinidae. The transcript has 4 exons. The record is from RefSeq and is a predicted model, not a curated record. The coding region runs from base 115 to 513 and encodes 132 amino acids.
GGCGCUUGCCAAUCACAUACGGGAACCUGCUAUAAAAACCUUCACGAGAGUCUCGAAACACAAGACUACUAGUAGGUUCAACCGUUUGCCUCAUUGAAGCACACAGCGACCAAGAUGAGCAUUCUCACGUUUACUGCAACGGUUGCGUUUUUCACAAUUUUUCUCGGCUCGGCGAGUGGAUAUGUCUACUGCAACGACUACUACUGUUCCGAUUGCUGUUGUGACCGUAUCAGUAGUGCCUGCUGCUCUUGUUUCGACCCAGACAUCGAUGUAGCCAGUGUGGAUGUGGACAUCACGUGGUGGGGCUGGGCGCUUAUCGCUGCGGGUAUCCUCGUCGUCAUUGCUGCGGCAAUUGGAGUCGGCGUGUGGCGUCGACGAGUGUAUCUCGCCAGAACGACGGUUGUUCAGAGCGGAGGGGCGGCGGCGGCACCACUUGUCGUGACGACGUCGUCUCAGCAGUCCCAGCAAAUGGCAGGCUAUCCGCUUGCGGGCUACAACUACGCUAGUUAUUGACGAAGCGCUAUGGUCUCUAGGUGGACGGACAGUCGCUGCUGCAUGCGCGAGGUAUGUAGACAAUAUCUUUUAGCUCGUAGAGUUUGAGUAGGGUAACUGCAUGUGCUACUAUUGUGGGACUUCAUAGAGGAGUCCCGUCUACAAACACGAAUUGUCCCAAGAUGUA